Fusarium oxysporum Fo47 is the source of this 1189-nucleotide messenger RNA. RefSeq names its product fungal chitosanase of glycosyl hydrolase group 75-domain-containing protein. Gene Ontology annotation, molecular function: chitosanase activity. The transcript is spliced from 4 exons. Lineage: Eukaryota; Fungi; Ascomycota; Sordariomycetes; Hypocreales; Nectriaceae. The coding region runs from base 181 to 1035 and encodes 284 amino acids. The record is from RefSeq and is a predicted model, not a curated record.
AGUAAAUUGGACGAGGAUCGCUGCAUACAAGCAAAAAAUGGGCUGUUGAAUAAAACCACUCUCGCCCCAAGUUUUAAGGGGAAUAUUUAGACAUUUAAACAUAAAGAUAAACUAUCGCGAUUGAAUUGAUCGGCCUUUUCCCCACGCUCGCUACUUCAUUUCGGUCGCAGAUUCAACGACAUGGGUUCCCUUCGAUUUCUCCUUUUCGCAUCGAUCGCCACUCUAGUUUCCUGUCGCGAUGUCCCCGAUAACAUCAAGGUUUUCAAACAGAGCAUCAUAAAACAAGGCUCUUGCAAUGAUACUCUCGCAGAAGGAUUCCACAGCGCCGACGGCGACGACGGCUCAUACGUCUACUGCGGCGAUCAUCUCAAAGAUUACAAUGUGAUAUAUCUACAGGGCACCAAAGGCAAGCUCGUCAACAUGGACAUCGACUGCGAUGGAGUCCAGGGCAGUUCUGCAGAUGAUGGACGCUGUGGCUCAUCAGGCGACACACAAUCUGUCACGUCUUUUCAAGACCAGCUCAAGUCGUAUGGCACGGAUCAGAAGGACCUAGAUGCCAAUAUCCAUCCUUACGUGGUGUUCGGAAACGUGGGUACGAAGAAGAACUGGCCAACUUUUGAUGCGCAAAAGCACGGCAUCAAGCCAUUGAGUGUGAUGGCUGUUGUAUGCGGCGACAAAAUGUUUUACGGCAUCUGGGGCGACGAGAAUGGCGAUGAUGGUGAUGAAGCAAUGGUCGGAGAGGCCUCCAUCUCCCUUGCAACGGCUUGCUUCGGCGAUGACAUGAACGGCGACAAUGGCCACGAUGAAGAUGAUGUAUUGUAUAUCGCCUUCCCUGGUAGCGACGCUGUGCCAGGAGAAGACGGUGCCGACUGGGACGCGAAAAACUUCAAAGACUUCGAAGAGAGUCUCGGUGGUGUUGGAGAUAAGUUGGUCGCUCGAAUCGAGGACACCGAUAGUGGUGCCUCUUGCUUGUGGCCUGGUACAUGGGGAAUGGGUCUACUCGUCGCCUCGGCUAUGGCUGCCAUGGUGGUUUGAACACGAGGGGGUGCAUGUAUAGUGGGCUUCGACGGCUCAUGAUUCUGGAGAUGUUUUGUACCACGUACAUAAUGUUUUUUAUAUGAACUGUUAAUAUUGGGAAUUGGGUUGCAUAUAGAAGAAACCAUCAUAGACAUAGAAUACCUAAUUGUAC